Mastomys coucha (southern multimammate mouse) is the source of this 2882-nucleotide messenger RNA. RefSeq names its product protein kinase cAMP-dependent type II regulatory subunit alpha (gene Prkar2a). Bases 251 to 1459 code for a protein of 402 amino acids. Gene Ontology annotation, cellular component: cAMP-dependent protein kinase complex. Gene Ontology annotation, molecular function: cAMP-dependent protein kinase regulator activity. The record is from RefSeq and is a predicted model, not a curated record. Gene Ontology annotation, biological process: regulation of protein phosphorylation. NCBI's taxonomy places the organism in Eukaryota, Metazoa, Chordata, Mammalia, Rodentia, Muridae. The transcript is spliced from 11 exons.
CGGCGGCGCGGCGGCGGCGGCGGCCGGGUGACACCAGCAGCGGCGCCAGGCUGGCUCGCUAGCGGGCAGGGUCGCGCGGCCCGCACCACAAACUCAGACCCGGCCGGAAGGAGGCGCGGCGCGGCGCGAGGAAGGCCGAGGCGGGCCGCGCGGGGGACCGCGGGCGCCGAGUGACAGGCCGGCGGCGGGGAGCGCGCAGGUUGCAGCCACCCGCGGCCCCGACCCGCCGGGCCCCUCGGCCGUCGCAGGCAUGAGCCACAUCCAGAUCCCGGCGGGGCUCACGGAGCUGCUGCAGGGCUACACCGUGGAGGUGCUUCGGCAGCAGCCGCCCGACCUCGUCGACUUCGCCGUGGAGUACUUCACACGCCUGCGCGAGGCCCGCUACCAGGAGUCGGACUCGUUCAUCGUCACCUCGACGACCUUCCACACGCAGGAGGCCAGCGCCGUCCCCGUCAUCGAGGAGGACGGCGAGAGCGACUCGGACUCGGACGAUGCGGAUCUGGAAGUUCCGAUUCCUACCAAAUUUACUAGACGAGUAUCAGUCUGUGCAGAAACGUUUAACCCUGAUGAAGAAGAGGAAGAUAAUGAUCCAAGGGUGGUCCACCCCAAAACUGAUGAGCAGAGAUGUAGACUUCAGGAAGCUUGUAAAGAUAUUCUUCUUUUCAAAAACCUUGAUCAGGAGCAGCUUUCUCAAGUUCUGGAUGCCAUGUUUGAAAAGAUAGUCAAAACUGACGAGCAUGUCAUUGACCAAGGAGACGACGGGGACAACUUUUACGUCAUAGAACGGGGAACCUAUGACAUUUUAGUAACGAAAGAUAAUCAAACACGUUCUGUUGGUCAGUAUGACAACCGUGGCAGUUUUGGAGAACUAGCUCUGAUGUACAAUACCCCGAGAGCUGCUACCAUCAUCGCCACCUCAGAAGGCUCCCUUUGGGGAUUGGACCGGGUGACUUUUAGAAGAAUCAUAGUGAAAAACAAUGCAAAGAAGAGGAAGAUGUUUGAAUCAUUUAUUGAGUCUGUUCCACUCUUUAAAUCACUAGAGAUGUCAGAACGAAUGAAGAUUGUGGAUGUGAUCGGGGAAAAGAUCUAUAAGGACGGAGAGCGAAUAAUCACUCAGGGUGAAAAGGCUGACAGCUUUUAUAUUAUAGAGUCUGGAGAAGUGAGCAUCUUGAUUAGAAGCAAGACUAAAACGAACAAGAAUGGUGGGAACCAGGAGGUCGAGAUCGCCCAUUGCCAUAAGGGGCAGUACUUCGGAGAACUUGCCCUGGUCACCAACAAACCCAGAGCUGCUUCUGCUUAUGCGGUUGGAGAUGUCAAAUGCUUAGUUAUGGAUGUUCAAGCAUUUGAGAGGCUCCUGGGCCCCUGCAUGGACAUCAUGAAGAGGAACAUCUCUCAUUACGAAGAACAGCUGGUGAAGAUGUUUGGCUCCAACUUGGAUCUGAUGGACCCCGGGCAGUAGAUGUGAUGAAUCUCAGAGCCUUCUCAGUGUGAUACCAAAACCUUCCAGUCAGCCACAAGAACACACACAGAAAACAGACACGACAGAACCGUUCCUGCUGCUGUCUCCGCCGCUGCCAUUGCUGUGGUUAAGGACAUUUAGAAAUCUUGAAAGUCAGCACUGAAAGAUGGACGGGAGGCUCCACCCACACCCACCCUCCCCUUUGCUUCUGAACGCCGUCAUUAGACCACUCAUGUCAUUACUCCAACCCAGGUUUCACAUUUGGUUCAGAAUGGCAUGUCUCUCCAGCAAUUUAAGUGCCUGAUACAAAGUCCAAAGUGUAAACCUCGUCCUCUCCUCUCUUGCUGCUAAUGUUGCUUCUGAAAGUUCUAAGGUCUGCAGAAACCUGUUGAAUAACUGUAGACACCUCCACAGCCCUUCUCAAGGGAGGAAGCAGUAGAGCCUCCCAUUCCCUUGUCUUAGAGAGUCCACAGUGUGUUUACUAUUGCUGCUUUACUCUGCGGUGGAAGGUGGUAGCAGUUAUACUGGAGGCCUGUGCCCCAGAGGCCCUGUUCUAGUUGCUGGCAGCUACACACUCUGUAGCUGUGUCCAAGCUCUGAAAAAGUCCCUCUUGAAGGCCCAGCAGGUUCAGAUGAGCAGAUUGAGUACUUAGACUCAGAGGAAACUUGGACUCAGCACUCUUGCCAGCAGUAGCCAGGAAAGGUUAUCUGGGUUAGGGGGUUUUUGUUGUUUGUUUUUAGUAAGUUUUUUUUUGUUUUGUUUUGUUUAACCUCUGUGCUGUUUACAUAAACAAAUUGCUGUCCAUUUCUAAGGAGCCAGGGGUGGCUGGUUAGCUUAGCUGGUCAGAGCACGGUGCUGAUCCAAGGAGCCAGGGUCUGAUGGUGUUGUCACUUAUCUGCCCUGAGUACUUCCCCAAGUGACCCCUGCCAUGUCCCUUUUCCCUGGCUGAUGGCAGGAAGCCAACAGGAGGCUGUGCUGCACAGACAACUCUCCCCUUCUGGCAUUAUUGUAUAGUGUGGCUAGUAAUCAUCAGUUUUUAAACUCUUAAAAAGAAGCUAUUUUUUUUUUAAGGAAAUUAUUUCUAUAUUUAGAGAAUUCACCUUGGAUGUAUUCAUAUACAUAGAGUUUGUCCACUGACUCAGUCAUUUGUCCUAAAUAUCCGUUUUCAAAACUUGGUAUCACUGGGGUAGGGGUUGGGUGCAGCUCAGUGGCAAAGUACUUAUGUAGCAUGUGCGAGGCUCUGGGUUUGGCCUCCAGCACUGUAAUAGGCACAGGAAGACAGGUUAUCAUGUAUAAACGUGGAAUUACUGUGAAGGCCUUUCUAAGAAACAGUCUUGACUUUUGCCAUGGUCACUGUAGCCAAGAAAUGUCCAAAGUAGGUGAGUUGCCACAAUUUUGGUAAUUAGUCACUUUUUCUUGUGUU